This is a messenger RNA of Trematomus bernacchii (emerald rockcod), 9284 nucleotides long. It is a transcript of the gene muc3a, whose product is annotated as mucin 3A, cell surface associated. The transcript has 12 exons. NCBI's taxonomy places the organism in Eukaryota, Metazoa, Chordata, Actinopteri, Perciformes, Nototheniidae. The coding region runs from base 112 to 8646 and encodes 2844 amino acids. The record is from RefSeq and is a predicted model, not a curated record.
UCUGAGUAUGCUGGUACCACCUUGGUAUCUGAAUCAACUGGUCCAACUGAUUCAAUAACACCUGAGACGGCAGAAACCACGUCAGCACCUGAUCAAACCAAUCCCACUGACAUGGUAACCUCUGAUUCUGGCCUGUCAACCAUGUCACCUGACCUCACAGGUCCUACACAGACAGUUACCUCUGACCCUGUUAUAACACCUGAGACUACAGAGACCACAUCAGCACAAGAUCAAACCAAUCCAACUGACAAAGUCACUUCUGAGCCUGUUGGUACCACUUUUGUAUCUGAACAAAGCAGUCAAACUGAAUCGGUAACAUCUGACCCAGCAGAGACCACGGCAGCAAAUGAUCAAACCAAUCCCAGUGAGACAGUAACCUCUGAUUCUGGCCAGACAACAAUGUCACCUGACGUCACAGGUCCUACGGACACAGUAACAUCUGAGCCUGCUGGUACCACCUUGGUAUCUGACUCAACUGGUCCAACUGAUUCAACAACACCUGCGAUGGCAGAGACCACGUCAGCACCUGAGCAAACCAAUCCCACUGACAUGGUAACCUCUGAUUCUGGCCAGUCAACAGUAUCACCUGACCUCACAGGUCCUACAGACACAGUUACCUCUGACCCUGUUAUAACACCUGAGACUGCAGAGACCACAUCAGCACAAGAGCAAACCAUCCCUACUGACACAGUAACCUCAGAUUCUGGCAUCACAACGAUGUCAGCUGACAUCUCAGGUCCUACAGAUACAGUAACAUCUGAGCCUGCUGGUACCACCCUGGUAACUGAAUCAGCUAGUCCAACUGAUUCAAUAACACCUGAGACGGCAGAGACCACGUCAGCACCUGAUCAAACCAAUCCCACUGACAUGUUAACCUCUGAUUCUGGCCUGUCAACCAUGUCACCUGACCUCACAGGUCCUACAGACACAGUUACCUCUGAGCCUGUUAUAACACCUGACCCAGCAGAGACCACGUCAGCACCUGAGCAAACCAAUCCCACUGACAUGGUAACCUCUGAUUCUGGCCUGUCAACCAUGUCACCUGACCUCACAGGUCCUACAGACACAGUUACCUCUGAGCCUGUUAUAACACCUGAGACUGCAGAGACCACAUCAGCACAAGAGGAAACCAAUCCUACUGACACAGUCACUUCUGAGCCUGUUGGUACCACCUUGGUAUCUGAUCCGACCAGUCAAACCGAUUCAAUAACAUCUGACCAAGCAGAGACCACAUCAGCACCUGAGCAAACCAAUCCCACUGACAUAGUUACUUCUGAUUCUGAUCAAACAACCAUGUCACCUGACAUUACAGGUCCUACAGAUACAGUUACCUCUGAUCCUUUUGGUACCACCUUUGUAUCAGAAUCAACCGAUCCGACUGAUUUUAUAACGCCUGAAACUGCAGAGACUACAUCAGCACAAGAGCAAACUAAUCCCACUGACACAAUAACCUCAGAUUCUGGCCAGACAACCAUGUCACCUGACCUCACAGGUCCUACACAGACAGUUACCUCAGACCCUUUUAUAACACCUGAAACUGCAGAGACCACAUCAGCACAAGAUCAAACCAAUCCAACUGACAAAGCCACCUCUGAGCCUGUUGGUAGCACUUUUGUAUCUGAACAAAGCAGUCAAACUGAAUCGGUAACAUCUGACCCAGCAGAGACCACGUCAGCAAAUGAUCAAACCAAUCCCAGUGAGACAGUAACCUCUGAUUCUGGCCAGACAACAAUGUCACCUGACAUCACAGGUCCUACGGAUACAGUAACAUCUGAGCCUGCUGGUACCACCUUGGUAUCUGACUCAACUGGUCCAACUGAUUCAAUAACACCUGCGAUGGCAGAGACCACGUCAGCACCUGAGCAAACCAAUCCCACUGACAUGAUAACCUCUGAUUCUGGCCAGUCAACAGUAUCACCUGACCUCACAGGUCCUACAGACACAGUUACCUCUGACCCUGUUAUAACACCUGAGACUGCAGAGACCACAUCAGCACAAGAGCAAACCAUCCCUACUGACACAGUAACCUCAGAUUCUGGCAUCACAACGAUGUCAGCUGACAUCUCAGGUCCUACGGAUACAGUAACAUCUGAGUAUGCUGGUACCACCCUGGUAUCUGAAUCAACUGGUCCAACUGAUUCAAUAACACCUGAGACGGCAGAGACCACGUCAGCACCUGAUCAAACCAAUCCCACUGACAUGAUAACCUCUGAUUCUGGCCAGUCAACAGUAUCACCUGACCUCACAGGUCCUACAGACACAGUUACCUCUGAGCCUGUUAUAACACCUGACCCAGCAGAGACCACGUCAGCACCUGAGCAAACCAAUACCACUGACAUGAUAACCUCUGAUUCUGGCCAGUCAACAGUAUCACCUGACCUCACAGGUCCUACAGACACAGUUACCUCUGACCCUGUUAUAACACCUGACACUGCAGAGACCACAUCAGCACAAGAGCAAACCAUCCCUACUGACACAGUAACCUCAGAUUCUGGCAUCACAACGAUGUCAGCUGACAUCUCAGGUCCUACGGAUACAGUAACAUCUGAGUAUGCUGGUACCACCUUGGUAUCUGAAUCAACUGGUCCAACUGAUUCAAUAACACCUGAGUUGGCAGAGACCACGUCAGCACCUGAUCAAACCAAUCCCACUGACAUGAUAACCUCUGAUUCUGGCCAGUCAACAGUAUCACCUGACCUCACAGGUCCUACAGACACAGUUACCUCUGAGCCUGUUAUAACACCUGACCCAGCAGAGACCACGUCAGCACCUGAGCAAACCAAUCCCACUGACAUGAUAACCUCUGAUUCUGGCCAGUCAACAGUAUCACCUGACCUCACAGGUCCUACAGACACAGUUACCUCUGACCCUGUUAUAACACCUGAGACUGCAGAGACCACAUCAGCACAAGAGCAAACCAUCCCUACUGACACAGUAACCUCAGAUUCUGGCAUCACAACGAUGUCAGCUGACAUCUCAGGUCCUACGGAUACAGUAACAUCUGAGUAUGCUGGUACCACCUUGGUAUCUGAAUCAACUGGUCCAACUGAUUCAAUAACACCUGAGUUGGCAGAGACCACGUCAGCACCUGAUCAAACCAAUCCCACUGACAUGAUAACCUCUGAUUCUGGCCAGUCAACAGUAUCACCUGACCUCACAGGUCCUACAGACACAGUUACCUCUGACCCUGUUAUAACACCUGACCCAGCAGAGACCACGUCAGCACCUGAGCAAACCAAUCCCACUGACAUGAUAACCUCUGAUUCUGGCCAGUCAACAGUAUCACCUGACCUCACAGGUCCUACAGACACAGUUACCUCUGACCCUGUUAUAACACCUGAGACUGCAGAGACCACAUCAGCACAAGAGCAAACCAUCCCUACUGACACAGUAACCUCAGAUUCUGGCAUCACAACGAUGUCAGCUGACAUCUCAGGUCCUACGGAUACAGUAACAUCUGAGUAUGCUGGUACCACCCUGGUAUCUGAAUCAACUGGUCCAACUGAUUCAAUAACACCUGAGACGGCAGAGACCACGUCAGCACCUGAUCAAACCAAUCCCACUGACAUGAUAACCUCUGAUUCUGGCCAGUCAACAGUAUCACCUGACCUCACAGGUCCUACAGACACAGUUACCUCUGAGCCUGUUAUAACACCUGACCCAGCAGAGACCACGUCAGCACCUGAGCAAACCAAUCCCACUGACAUGAUAACCUCUGAUUCUGGCCAGUCAACAGUAUCACCUGACCUCACAGGUCCUACAGACACAGUUACCUCUGACCCUCUUAUAACACCUGACACUGCAGAGACCACAUCAGCACAAGAGCAAACCAUCCCUACUGACACAGUAACCUCAGAUUCUGGCAUCACAACGAUGUCAGCUGACAUCUCAGGUCCUACGGAUACAGUAACAUCUGAGUAUGCUGGUACCACCUUGGUAUCUGAAUCAACUGGUCCAACUGAUUCAAUAACACCUGAGUUGGCAGAGACCACGUCAGCACCUGAUCAAACCAAUCCCACUGACAUGAUAACCUCUGAUUCUGGCCAGUCAACAGUAUCACCUGACCUCACAGGUCCUACAGACACAGUUACCUCUGACCCUGUUAUAACACCUGACCCAGCAGAGACCACGUCAGCACCUGAGCAAACCAAUCCCACUGACAUGAUAACCUCUGAUUCUGGCCAGUCAACAGUAUCACCUGACCUCACAGGUCCUACAGACACAGUUACCUCUGACCCUGUUAUAACACCUGAGACUGCAGAGACCACAUCAGCACAAGAGCAAACCAUCCCUACUGACACAGUAACCUCAGAUUCUGGCAUCACAACGAUGUCAGCUGACAUCUCAGGUCCUACGGAUACAGUAACAUCUGAGUAUGCUGGUACCACCCUGGUAUCUGAAUCAACUGGUCCAACUGAUUCAAUAACACCUGAGACGGCAGAGACCACGUCAGCACCUGAUCAAACCAAUCCCACUGACAUGAUAACCUCUGAUUCUGGCCAGUCAACAGUAUCACCUGACCUCACAGGUCCUACAGACACAGUUACCUCUGAGCCUGUUAUAACACCUGACCCAGCAGAGACCACGUCAGCACCUGAGCAAACCAAUACCACUGACAUGAUAACCUCUGAUUCUGGCCAGUCAACAGUAUCACCUGACCUCACAGGUCCUACAGACACAGUUACCUCUGACCCUGUUAUAACACCUGACACUGCAGAGACCACAUCAGCACAAGAGCAAACCAUCCCUACUGACACAGUAACCUCAGAUUCUGGCAUCACAACGAUGUCAGCUGACAUCUCAGGUCCUACGGAUACAGUAACAUCUGAGUAUGCUGGUACCACCUUGGUAUCUGAAUCAACUGGUCCAACUGAUUCAAUAACACCUGAGUUGGCAGAGACCACGUCAGCACCUGAUCAAACCAAUCCCACUGACAUGAUAACCUCUGAUUCUGGCCAGUCAACAGUAUCACCUGACCUCACAGGUCCUACAGACACAGUUACCUCUGAGCCUGUUAUAACACCUGACCCAGCAGAGACCACGUCAGCACCUGAGCAAACCAAUACCACUGACAUGAUAACCUCUGAUUCUGGCCAGUCAACAGUAUCACCUGACCUCACAGGUCCUACAGACACAGUUACCUCUGACCCUGUUAUAACACCUGAGACUGCAGAGACCACAUCAGCACAAGAGCAAACCAUCCCUACUGACACAGUAACCUCAGAUUCUGGCAUCACAACGAUGUCAGCUGACAUCUCAGGUCCUACGGAUACAGUAACAUCUGAGUAUGCUGGUACCACCCUGGUAUCUGAAUCAACUGGUCCAACUGAUUCAAUAACACCUGAGACGGCAGAGACCACGUCAGCACCUGAUCAAACCAAUCCCACUGACAUGAUAACCUCUGAUUCUGGCCAGUCAACAGUAUCACCUGACCUCACAGGUCCUACAGACACAGUUACCUCUGAGCCUGUUAUAACACCUGACCCAGCAGAGACCACGUCAGCACCUGAGCAAACCAAUCCCACUGACAUGAUAACCUCUGAUUCUGGCCAGUCAACAGUAUCACCUGACCUCACAGGUCCUACAGACACAGUUACUUCUGACCCUGUUAUAACACCUGACACUGCAGAGACCACAUCAGCACAAGAGCAAACCAUCCCUACUGACACAGUAACCUCAGAUUCUGGCAUCACAACGAUGUCAGCUGACAUCUCAGGUCCUACGGAUACAGUAACAUCUGAGUAUGCUGGUACCACCUUGGUAUCUGAAUCAACUGGUCCAACUGAUUCAAUAACACCUGAGUUGGCAGAGACCACGUCAGCACCUGAUCAAACCAAUCCCACUGACAUGAUAACCUCUGAUUCUGGCCAGUCAACAGUAUCACCUGACCUCACAGGUCCUACAGACACAGUUACCUCUGAGCCUGUUAUAACACCUGACCCAGCAGAGACCACGUCAGCACCUGAGCAAACCAAUCCCACUGACAUGAUAACCUCUGAUUCUGGCCAGUCAACAGUAUCACCUGACCUCACAGGUCCUACAGACACAGUUACCUCUGACCCUGUUAUAACACCUGAGACUGCAGAGACCACAUCAGCACAAGAGCAAACCAUCCCUACUGACACAGUAACCUCAGAUUCUGGCAUCACAACGAUGUCAGCUGACAUCUCAGGUCCUACGGAUACAGUAACAUCUGAGUAUGCUGGUACCACCCUGGUAUCUGAAUCAACUGGUCCAACUGAUUCAAUAACACCUGAGACGGCAGAGACCACGUCAGCACCUGAUCAAACCAAUCCCACUGACAUGAUAACCUCUGAUUCUGGCCAGUCAACAGUAUCACCUGACCUCACAGGUCCUACAGACACAGUUACCUCUGAGCCUGUUAUAACACCUGACCCAGCAGAGACCACGUCAGCACCUGAGCAAACCAAUCCCACUGACAUGAUAACCUCUGAUUCUGGCCAGUCAACAGUAUCACCUGACCUCACAGGUCCUACAGACACAGUUACUUCUGACCCUGUUAUAACACCUGACACUGCAGAGACCACAUCAGCACAAGAGCAAACCAUCCCUACUGACACAGUAACCUCAGAUUCUGGCAUCACAACGAUGUCAGCUGACAUCUCAGGUCCUACGGAUACAGUAACAUCUGAGUAUGCUGGUACCACCUUGGUAUCUGAAUCAACUGGUCCAACUGAUUCAAUAACACCUGAGUUGGCAGAGACCACGUCAGCACCUGAUCAAACCAAUCCCACUGACAUGAUAACCUCUGAUUCUGGCCAGUCAACAGUAUCACCUGACCUCACAGGUCCUACAGACACAGUUACCUCUGAGCCUGUUAUAACACCUGACCCAGCAGAGACCACGUCAGCACCUGAGCAAACCAAUCCCACUGACAUGAUAACCUCUGAUUCUGGCCAGUCAACAGUAUCACCUGACCUCACAGGUCCUACAGACACAGUUACCUCUGACCCUGUUAUAACACCUGAGACUGCAGAGACCACAUCAGCACAAGAGCAAACCAUCCCUACUGACACAGUAACCUCAGAUUCUGGCAUCACAACGAUGUCAGCUGACAUCUCAGGUCCUACGGAUACAGUAACAUCUGAGUAUGCUGGUACCACCCUGGUAUCUGAAUCAACUGGUCCAACUGAUUCAAUAACACCUGAGACGGCAGAGACCACGUCAGCACCUGAUCAAACCAAUCCCACUGACAUGGUAACCUCUGAUUCUGGCCAGACAACCAUGUCACCUGACCUCACAGGUCCUACAGAUACAGUAACGUCUGAUCCUGUUGGUACCACCUUUGUAUCAGAAUCAACGGCUGCAACUGAUACAGUUACAACACAACCUGAGCAAACCUCUGCUACGGAUCCACUAACCUCUGAUCCAUCCCAAACCACAUCAGCCAUGGAAACAUCAACACUUACGCCAACUACUUUACUAACUACACAGUCAACCAUACCAGACACUGUUGAGCCAGAUACGCUCAACAGGUCAGUCGUUGUAAAAGUGGUGAUCAAUGAGGAAUACAAACCAGAAUAUACAGAUAAAAAGUCACCCGAGUACAAAGAAUUUGUUGGAAACUUUACCGACCAGAUGGAAAAAUAUUAUAUUGAGAAGAAGAUAGCAAACUUUAAAGAGGUGGUGGUAACGAGUGUGAGACCUGGAGACCCUGCGGUCAGAUUCUCAGAUAACGCUUUAAAAAAGAGGAGUUUACCAUCUGAAGUUAUCUACAGUAUCGCAGCAAGAACAAAUGGUGUUAGUGUCACACAUGAUGUGGUUUUGGCAAUUCCAAACAACGCCAGCUUUGACUAUAUAUAUGAGGAAGAUGUCAAAGCAGUUGAGGCGGCUGUUGGAGGGCUUGUUGACUGCUUCCCAGACUGUCCUUACAACAUCACAACUACUCCUGAAGUUAAUGAAACCGAAACAGAUUUGGGAGGUGUAUGUGAAAGAAUUGUGAACGAUGCAGAUAUUGCUGAAUUCUACGAACCUGCGAAUGUUACUGGAGUCAUCAAGUGUGUGACAGUAUGUAACAGUUUACAUACGAAGGUUAAAAAAUGCUACAAUAAAGGAAUCUGCAGAGUGUACAGCUACGUUGGAGCGCUUUGUCAUUGCCCAAAGGAGGAUUCCACUUGGUACUUGGGCGAUGACUGUAGCCUCCCGAUAUGGAGGACCGGUUUCUACAUAGGCAUAUCUGUGACCUUGUGUUUCCUGUUGUUGAGUGUGGGAGGGUUAUCUCUAUUCCUGCUGCUCAACAAACGCAAACAAAAGAUGAAGAAAGAUAUUAAAAAGCAGCAGGUAGACGAGUGGAUGACCGAGGACUUUGAGUGGUCCAGAUCCAACAGCUCAGAUGACGCAGUUAAUGCCGGAGGGCUCCGAAACCCUUCAUUCACACAUGAUGAAUCAUACCAGGAGGAUCCAGGAUCUAGACGUACUGCACCUUCCUUUGCGCUCACGCCACUGUCUUUGGAUCCUGCCAGCAGAGGGUUUGGGGCGAGCAACUACCCCUCAACCCGAGCAGCACCACGAUACAAUGUUCCAUUUUCGAAUGCUGGAUUCUCACAGGCUUCCAGCGUAGACUUCCCAUUGAGCCCGCCGAUGAGGAUCGGCAGGCCUCAGGUCAGGCCCUCCUGGGAAGUCUGAGUCUCCCCUUUCCAACAUUGUUCGUCAUGACUUCUCCGUUUGCUGCCUAAGAUAAACAUCUAAAAUGGAUCAGUUAUUAUUUAUAUUUAUUUGCAUGUUAAAUGCAGCAGCUGUACUAGUUAUGAAUACAUGUAUUUUAGAUUUGUUUUAUUAUUUCCUGAUUUAUUUAUUGAUUUUCUUAAACUGACAGAGUGUCAGUGCUUUAUUUAUGAGUCUUUUGAACAACCCUGUCUACCUUUAUGACACUUCUUAUAUACAGUUUUGUCGACAGUGUGUCAGAGAGCAAUGGAUUCACUUCUGUGUUCAUGUAUGAGGCCGUAGGUAGUGCAGUUGUGUUGGAACGCAUUAUGGAGAGCUCAAUCCUGAAGUAGAGAUUUUAAAUGUAACCCCGCAGCACAGAAGCACUUUGAAGAGACAUCAGGACAUCACUGAUGAGUGCAGUUUAUUAUCCACAGGAUUGAGGAACAUUUUUGGUAUAAUCUGAUUGUUUUUAGUUUAUUACAUUUCCUAUAUCUGUCAGCUAAUGAUGAUUGAGAUCUGAGGCAGAAGUGCAGUAUAGAGGAAUGAAGGUGUUUUGAUUAUUUGCACUGUUAGUAGUUUUAACCUUAUUGCUUUGGAUGCACUUUAUGUAAAUAAAA